AUGUCCAGCUACCAGAACGGGACCAACGGUCACUCAGCCAGCAAUGGCGCCAAUGGUAAGGCCAAGAGCUCAACCGUCAUCGGCCCUGAUCCCGAUGCCGAGAGGACAGCUAGCAUGGCCAAGCCCAGGCCUAUCUCUAUGAACCUUCCUUUCACCGGUGCCAGCAGGCAAGGAGUAGAGAAUGCGUUCGAGAGACACAGGCAGACUAUCCAGUCCGCUGUCCAGCCCCUGCCUACCCAGCAAGGCGCGGGCACCUUCAGCGAGAACAAGAAGUGGGGCAAGCUCAGCAGUGACUUGAUGACCCUUCGAUGGGCAGACUUCAAGACCCUGAAGCACAUGGCCGUGGCCAAGAUCAAGGGCGAGAAGAUCACCGACGACAAGACCAUGAUCAUGGAGAAGGUCAUCCAGCUUGUGUCUAACCUCCCCAGCAACUCCAAGCUACGAGUGGAGUUGACCAACAGCUUCCUGAGUGAGCUGUGGUACACGCUCGAGCAUCCUCCUUCGAUAUACGUUGGCGAGGAGUACCAGUACAGAAAGGCUGAUGGCUCUUGCAAUAACAUCAUGUUCCCCCAGCUGGGUGCUGCCGGCAACACCUACGCGCGGUCCGUUCGACCAAACGUCAUCAGACAAGGAGCUCUUCCCGACCCGGAACUCAUCUUCGACUCAGUCAUGAAGCGCACUGAAUACAAGUCGCACCCCAACAACGUCUCCAGCAUCCUCUGGUACUGGGCCAGCAUCAUCAUCCACGACCUGUUCUGGACCGACUACCGGGACAUGAGCAAGUCCAAAACCUCGUCCUACCUCGACCUUUCUCCCCUGUAUGGCAGCAACCAGGAGAUGCAAGACACCAUCCGCACCUUCCAGGACGGUAAGCUCAAGGUCGAUUGCUAUGCCGACAAGCGUCUGCUGGGCAUGCCCCCGGGAGUCAGCGUGCUGCUCAUCUUCUUCAACCGCUUCCACAACUACACCUGCGACAACCUGAUCGCCAUCAACGAAGACGGGCGGUUCAACAAGCCCUCCCCCAAACUCGAGGGCGAGAAGGCUGCCGCGGCAUGGAAGAAGUACGACAAUGACCUGUUCCAGACCGCCAGGCUGAUCACGUCCGGUCUGUACAUCAACAUCACCCUGCUCGACUACGUCCGCAACAUCGUCAACCUCAACCGCGUCGACACGACCUGGACUCUCGACCCGCGCGCCGACACCGGCAUCGACGUCGGAACCAAGGAGGGCGCCGAGCGCGGCACCGGUAACGUGGUCUCAGCCGAGUUCAACCUCUGCUACCGCUGGCACUCGUGCAUCUCCGCCAAGGACGAGGCCUGGGUGGAGGAGUUCUACCACGAGCUGUUCGGCAAGCCCGGCGCCGAUGUCAACUUCCACGAGCUGAUCAUGGGUUUCUCCAAGUUCGAGGGCAGCAUCCCCGCGGACCCAGUCGAGCGGGCCAUUCCCAAGCGCAACGGCAACUUCACGCGCGACGCGGCCACAGGCAAGAUCUCCGACGACGAACUGGCCGAGUGCAUCACCGAGGCCAUCGAAGAUCCCGCUGGUUCCUUCGGCGCCAAGAACGUCCCGGGUUCCAUGCGCGCCAUUGAGAUCCUGGGCAUCAUCCAAGGCCGCAAGUGGAACCUCGCCGGUCUGAACGAGUUCCGCAAGCAUUUCGGCCUCAAGCCCUACGAGACCUUCGAGGACAUCAACUCCGACCCUGGCGUCUCGGAAGCUUUGCGCAGGUUAUACGACCACCCCGAUUUCGUCGAGCUGUAUCCUGGCAUCGUCGCCGAAGAGCACAAAUCGCCCAUGGUCCCCGGCGUCGGCAUCGCGCCCACCUACACCAUCUCGCGCGUGGUGCUUUCGGACGCCGUCUGCCUCGUCCGCGGCGACAGACACUACACCAUCGACUACAACCCGCGCAACCUGACCAACUGGGGCUACAACGAGGUGCAGUACGACCUGAACGUCAACCACGGGUGCGUCUUCUACAAGCUCUUCUUGCGGGCUCUGCCGAACCACUUCAAGGAGAACAGCGUGUAUGCGCACUACCCCAUGGUUACGCCGGACGAGAACGCCAAGAUCCUCAAGGACUUGAAGCGCGAUCACCUCUUUGACUGGACACGCCCCGGUAGACAGGCGACGCCGCACCAGGUUACUACCUACGCGGGCGCUAAGCAUGUGCUUGAUAACGAGAAGGAGGGCGCGUACAAGACUGCCUGGCACGCCGGGUUGGAGUCCAUCCUCAACCGUCCCAUUUCUACCUCCAACAGCACCAACCCCGACGCUCACGACUCCCAGCGCCGCGACAUCCACGAGCAGCUGUACAGCGCCGAAUGGGCUACCCACGUCAAGACCUUCUUCUCCCAAACCACCGACGCCCUUUUGGCAGGCGAGAGCUACAACGUAGGCGGCCGCCUUCUCGUCGACCUGGUUCGGGACAUAGGUAACAUCGUCCCCACGCUGUUCGCCGCCAAGGUCUUCGAUAUCUCCCUCCAGGGCAAGGACAACGCCAAGGGGCUUUACACCCCCCAUGAGCUGUACGCCGUGCUAGCCGUCAUCUUCGCGGCCAUCUUCUACGACCACGACCCCGUCAAGACGUACCAGCUGCGCGACGCCGCUCGGACGGUAGCCACUCAGCUCGGCGAAGCCUUGGAGGCGGGAGUCAAGAGCCAGACUUCCUUCUUUGGGUCUUUCUUCGGCGGUGGCGGUAACGAUGACCCGCUUACUGCCUACGGCAGCGAUCUUGUCAAGCGACUAUCCAAGGCUGGACUAAGCAGCUCAGACGUAGCCUUCGGGCAGGUCUUGCCGAUCGUGGCGUCGAGCGUGCCGAGUAUUGCUGAGGGCUUCGCGAGCGCUGUGGACUUUUAUCUCGGCGAGCAAGGGAAGGAGCACUUGGCUGCUAUCCAGGAGCUGGCGAGACAGCCUGCUUCUAGCGCGGCGGAUGCGCAGUUGCUCGGGUACGUGUUGGAGGGUAUUCGGUUGUCGGGCAAUAACUUGGGAGCGUUCAGGCAGGCGAGCAGCGUGGAUGCCAUCAAGGAGGAGGAUGGUGGCGAGGUUAGGGUGCAGCCUGGUGAUAGGGUUUUUGUUAGCGUGAAAUCCGCCGCUCAAUCACCCGCCACCUUCCCCAACCCCGAGGACGUCAACCCUUCCCGCCCGCUUGACGCCUACAAGAUCUUCUUCUUCGGCACGCACUCCUACCUUGGCCAUGAGGUGAGCCAGAUCGCUUUGACGGCAAUGUUCCGCAGCUUGUUCAAGCGCAGCAAUGUCCGGAGAGCUCCUGGUCCUCAGGGUCAGUUGAAGAAGAUCACGAGGGAAUUGAACGAGAAGCUUAGCCAGACCUUUUACCUCAGGGAGGACUGGGGUGCUGUGACGCCCUUCCCUGUGACGAUGAAGGUUACUUGGGAUGAGUAG
This is a messenger RNA of Sordaria macrospora k-hell, 3396 nucleotides long. RefSeq lists its product as uncharacterized. Gene Ontology annotation, biological process: response to oxidative stress. Gene Ontology annotation, molecular function: oxidoreductase activity, acting on paired donors, with incorporation or reduction of molecular oxygen; iron ion binding; heme binding. NCBI's taxonomy places the organism in Eukaryota, Fungi, Ascomycota, Sordariomycetes, Sordariales, Sordariaceae. The record is from RefSeq and is a predicted model, not a curated record.